Messenger RNA from Nilaparvata lugens (brown planthopper), 760 nucleotides. RefSeq names its product apolipoprotein D-like. Bases 248 to 760 code for a protein of 170 amino acids. Gene Ontology annotation, molecular function: pigment binding. NCBI's taxonomy places the organism in Eukaryota, Metazoa, Arthropoda, Insecta, Hemiptera, Delphacidae. The record is from RefSeq and is a predicted model, not a curated record. The transcript has 6 exons.
GAGAAAUUAUUCUUGCAGAAGAUUUUUUUCUGAGUUUUAUAAAAUUAUGGGUUCAUUCACAUGGCAAAUUUAUCAAUCACAUGGUACUGGUAACAUUUUUUCCAUCCCAAUAACGUGGAUGAGAAAGAUAAUCUGGUAUAAAAAGUGUAUAAUCAAUUUGGAGAUUUUUCAUUUCAUAGUCCCACGGACCAUUCCUCAGAAUAUUUAGAAGUCUUAUCAGACAUAUACUGGACCUGCAUGAGUCUUCAUGCUCAUUUAUGAAUUUGAGGCACAGGUAUCGAUGAUGCAUUUUGCAGAGGUGUUAGUGAUUGCUGCCCUGUUGAGCAUCUAUGGCAGUGCCGAUGGUCAAGUAAUUAGCGUUGGUGGUUGCCCUGAUAUGUCUGUCGUCGACAACUUUGAACCAAACAAGUAUACUGGUAGAUGGUAUGAGGCAGAACGAGUAUUUAAUCCAUUCGAAGUUGGGGGAUCGUGUAUUACUGGCGAUUAUACUAUUGAGGAAGAUAACUUCAACCACCCUACUGGUAACCUACUUGUGGUUCAUUCAAUGACAAACUGGCUUGGUCGCAAAAUUUCAAAAAGCGCUGAUGCUUUCCCAUUGGAUCGUUCGAGUAGGAAAGCAAAGUAUCUUCUCAAAUAUAAAGGUUCUCCAUUCACAGGCCCUUAUUGGAUAUUGGACACGGAUUAUGACACCUACAGUGUUGUUUACUCAUGCACUUCAGUAUUGGGUCUUCUCAGUUUCAUUCGGACUGUUCAAACCUGA